UUUAACUUUUUCCUAAUGGUUUGCGGAAGGAAGUCUUUGUGGCCGAAUAACGUACAGAGUGAUGAGGUCAUAAAUGAGGCUAGGGGCGCGAGAGCGAAGACCGAGGGGAAGUUAACGUUAGAGCAGAGCCAGACCGUUGGUGGAGAGGCAGAAGUUAACCAGCUGAAUGUAGCUAUGGAAGUGGAGAACCAAACCGCGUUUACAUCAUGCUGUCCGUCCCAGAACAGCAGCAGCAGCUCCUCCACCCCUGAUGUGUUACCUCCAGAAAACCACGAUGACAGCCUGAUCCACCACGUCCCCCGCCUCGGCACUGUUAUCCCCAAUCGGAUUUUUGUCGGGGGAAUUGACUACAAGGUUAAUGAGAGCGACCUACGACAUGUCUUCUCUCAACAUGGUGCAGUAAAAGAGGUGAAGAUUGUGAUAGAUCGCUCAGGAAUGUCAAAGGGAUAUGGGUUUGUUACAUUUGAGACCCAAGAUGAUGCACUGAAAAUCCUUCAUGAUGCGAAUGGAAUCUGUUUCAAAGACAAGAAGCUCAGCAUUGGUCAGGCUGUCCGCAAGCAGCAAGCUUCAGUACAAACUAAGAGCGCCCCUGUGGCCAUCUCUGACUCUGCCAUGCCUCUACCGAUGUCCUGUGGGGCUGUGUACCUGACCACGUCCACAGGCAAUCCCUACACUUACCACAACGGAGUGGCCUACUUCAGCUGCCCUAACAUGAGCCCUCCUGGCCGCCACUGGCCUCCGGCUCCUCCAGUGCUGCUUCCUCAGUCCCAUCAGCCUGUCUACCAGCAACCAGCCUAUCACCACUACCAGUGUGUCCCAAACCAGUAUCAGUGGAAUGUCGUCCAGGUAGGACAUGUCCAGUCGCCGAUGCCCUCCAGUCCAGUCGUGUACUCCCAGCAGUCAGAAUAUCUGUACCAGCCUGCUAAUGGAGGCUCUGUCCAGCCUCCUCUGCCUGUCAUGGAGGACACCACACCAGAGUUUUUAGAGCCCACGGUGCAGCAGGUUUAUUCAUUGUAUCCUCAGAGAACUGAAGGAAUGACACCCAUUGUUCUGCAACAUGAUCCUGGAAAGAAUCUGAUGUUUCCACACUUGCGGGUCCAUCUGAAGCCAAAGUACCGCCGAUACAUUCACCACAAGGACUAUCACUACCUGCCAGAGGCAACAGAGCCACCAGACGCCUCCAUGCUUCACACUUCCCAACCUCUCAUGUAGGCUAAACCCACAGGCGGCUUCUCAGGGGGAAAAUCCCACACAGCACCACGACCUCUUAUGUCAGUUUAGUCACUUCCUCGUCCUUCUCCAUGCAUUUAACACAUGUAUAAUCUAUCGACUGUUUAACCUGUGCUUUACAACAUAAUGCAGUAUGUUUCAUGACUUCAUUUCAUAGCCUCUUUGUUGCACUUGUUACCACCACCUCUCCACAACCAAGGAAAGCUCUCACCUUGUAGGACUCACUAGACUCGCAGCACUCAGAUCUGUUUCUGUAUUGAAUACAGUUGGAUGAUUGAAGUUUACUCUACGUUACAGUGGCUCACAUUGCAUACUGUACGUCACAGUAUAUACUGGUUGUGGUUGAUUUCUUAAUUAACACAUAAACUCAGCAAUAAUACAUAAUACAUAGAUGAGUUUUUCAGUAAAUCAAACCUUUACGGUAGUAGUUGUGAUAACACAAUAACUUGGUGAUGGCUAAACAAUACAUCUUGAAUUUCCGAAAAUUCAGAUUUACAGGUUUCAUAUUAUUGGGGCACAACAAAUGUCUAAAUUAUUCAGAUUUAAUGAUGACAGCGUCUCAUCACUGACCUGUCUCGUUAUGAUUGAGGGAUCUUUUUUCUUUUCGCAAAAAUAUUGAAGUUAAAAAAUUAAACAUUUUAUUUGAUAAAAAUCUAUUUAGUUUAAAACCUCACAAAUGUACAACAACAGUCAAUUCAAACAUUACAUUUUUAAACCUGAUACAUGAUUUCUUAUAAAAACAAACUAAAACUUGUCAACAGUACUUCAGUAGUAGCUCAGAUCAACCGUCUUUCCAAUUUGACUUGAACAGAACGUGAACACAUUACUUUUUUGUUUUCUUAGCAUUGUUACAUUACAUACAUCAUGGUGCUUCCAUGAUGUAGCUGAGAAUAUUAGAUAUUUUUUUCUCACCAUGUCAACUCUCUCUCUCUUUACCUUGCUGUACAAAGAAGCAAUGCUGUACAUCCUCUGUGGAUCAGUGAUCACAUUUAUUUGAAAGGAUGUGAAAAAUGCAACACUAUAGUUGUUUGAGCCUCACUGAGCUCAUUAGGCAAUCCUAAUAUUAUUAGGAUGCUCUGAAUGAGCUGCUGCAUCUUGUCGCCUCUGCUCGGCUUUAUCAGUGUCAGGACCUUUUCAGGAUCCUCUGAUCCACUGUCUGAUUGGUCCUCAGCCAGUUACUUCUAGAGCAGUGCUUAAAACAUUAUUUUCUACUUUUUUUUUUUUUUUUUUUUUUUAGUGUGAUGAUGUGAAGACAUUUGUGUACAGUAUGGUUACUAGACUGUGGCCUGUAUCUGUUUGAAACCAACUCUAAUUGGUUUAAUAAUAAUUUAGAACCAGCAACAGGCAGCGGUAUUGUUGAAACACUACAGAGGUAACAGCAACAUAAGUAUUUUAUAUAAAGCAGGCUGAUUGUUAGGCGUAUGUUAAAGUGCAUAUUUAGUCGUUUUGACAGCACAAUUCAUCCAUGAAGGUGUACUGGUUACUUAGCAAUUUUGUAUAUCAGGAAUUCUAAUUUUAUAUUUGGAAAUCUAUGUGGUUAAGACAAAACUAUGUAAGGACCAUUAAACAAAUUUGAGCAAUAAUAUAUCUGCAAGUCAGGAUUUUUAAGCACACAGGGACAGAUUUGUAAUCACAGAACAUGUUUAAAGUAAGUGCGCCUCAAGUGGAGUUAUGUCUCUAUAUUUGAGUGACCAGUAGGGCUUCGCUUGCACCCUGCUGUUAAACCUGCUCACCCAGAUUUGGCAGUAUUUAUAACAUGCAAAGUCCACUGGAUUUGACCUGGAAGUGAGCUGUCAUCCUGUUAAACCGUGCCUUUUUAGUAACAUCAGGUCGUCCCAGUGUGUACCCAUUGGCUUUUUCAUUUAAAAAAAAAAAAAAUUAAGCCUGUUGAAACCAGAAAUUGUAAUUGUAAUUAAAUUCUUUUAAGUGCUCAGAAUCUGAGAAAACAGAAAAUUGUUAGAGCAGAUGAGAACUCAACAUGCACAAAACUUAUGUGAGAUAUAUAAAUUUGUCACUGCAUGCUCUCAGAACUUGACUACAGAUUGAUUAAAGCUUGAUUUUAUUUUUUUGUGCUAGCUCAAUAGUUUUAUCAUUAAUAAAGUAGAAAUAUGUAAUUCAGUAACUUGUUGGACAAGUGAUUGGAAAAGUUCUCUCAAAGGUUAUGUGUUUCAUGUCAUUUGUCAGUGUAAAUUAGUUGGUCAGUUACUUUUAUAUUGUUAUAAAAGUUCAUAUUGUGCUCAUGUUCUGGAUUUGCAGGUUAUGUUGUUGAGUUCAAAUGGGCUGUUCACAAAUACUAAAUAAGCCUGCCUUGAAAUUGAAUAUAAAUUAUAUUCAAGUUAAAUGAUAGAUAUCCAUAUUAUUCUAUAAUUUUUCCUCUAGAUAUUUUAUUUUAAAAAACCAACUCAAUCUUAAAGCUUUAAUUCCCCUGUCAUGCUUUUGUUUGAACUAUUUGUGCUUAUAAUUCAGGUAAAAUGUACCCAAAAGUCUUUUUAAAAUUGGCAGGAACACUCGGUGUGCUUUUAAGACAUUGCGAUUUGUCUUAUUGUAUUUUAAACUCCAUAUAUUUUGUCAAACUCAGGGGGUUUUCUGCGAUUGAAAGCAGAAGGCAAAUUGUAUAACCAAAACAAAAAUCUAAUGUAAAAUAUUUUUUGUGAUUUGUUUACAUUUUCACUUGUUUUAUUUUAACGACAUUAUUUUUAGUUCAGUGUGUUUCCGGUUCUUGAAUGGAAAUAAAGGUUUCCCUUGGUGUA
Molecule: messenger RNA, 3980 nt
Organism: Siniperca chuatsi (mandarin fish)
Lineage: Eukaryota; Metazoa; Chordata; Actinopteri; Centrarchiformes; Sinipercidae
Product: protein boule-like
Exons: 12
Coding region: 16-1212 (398 amino acids)
Molecular function (GO): RNA binding
Source: RefSeq, a predicted model, not a curated record